CACACACACACACACACACACACACACCUCCUGUUGGGUUAGACUACUGUGAACGCAGUGUGUGAGGUUAUCAUCAGAGCUGCAGCAUGCACAGGUCCUACCAGCCGCUAAAGCCCGUCACCAACCGCUACCUGCAGCAGCGAUGGGACCACAACAACUACGAGAGCCACCGCGGGAAGGUGUGCUCCGCCCUGCCAGUAGUGGACAACAAGGGCGCGAGGACGCCAGCUCACGUCCAGCUCAAACUCAAAAAACUACAGCUGCAGGACGAGCGUCUGUCCAUCAUCGACAGAGACAACCGCCUCCUGGCCUCCAAACUGGCCAACAUAGUCUGCUCUAAAGGCCUGGUGGACCAUCAGAACCAGUACCACCUGAGGAGUCUGAAUGCUGACAAGAGGAGGGAGGAGUUUCUACUGGUCGGCCGUCAGAAUCAGGCCAUCUACCAGCGAAUCACGUCUCGCCAGUCAGAGUACCGCCGCCAGCUGUGGUUGGAUGACUGGGAGAGGGCGGAGCGUCGGCGGGACGGCAUUUCCCGAUACCCUCCGGGGCUCGCAGAGAAACAGAGGUCGCACAGGAAGGUGAAGUUUGCAGCCGUGGAGGGCAGCGACCGCUCGACGAGCUGCAGCCACUCCGACAGGACCGACAGGACCGACAGAGAAACCAGCUAAAUGUGUCCCCAUGUAGACCAACUAUUCUCAGCUAACUGCUUUAAUUAAAAAUGACCCUAAAUUUGGCAUGCAUGGCUCAAAAUCUGUAAUAUUAUGUUAUAAAGAAAUAACAGACGAUAGAACGCUGUGAUUGACCAAUCAGAAUCGAGUAUUCAACAAAGCUGUGUAAUAAAAUAUAAAUAAACAA
Messenger RNA from Sebastes umbrosus (honeycomb rockfish), 855 nucleotides. RefSeq lists its product as uncharacterized. The record is from RefSeq and is a predicted model, not a curated record. The transcript has 5 exons. The coding region runs from base 87 to 668 and encodes 193 amino acids. Lineage: Eukaryota; Metazoa; Chordata; Actinopteri; Perciformes; Sebastidae.